UGGAAAAUAAACUUCUUGGCGGUGGCGGCAGUCGGUGAAAUUUCUGGUGUUAGGUCAACCGUAUCAAGGGAAGAAAAUAACAUGGCUAUGUCGUCUGAGGAAUCUUGUUCAUAUCCAGAGGAGUCUGAGUUGGAGUUAGGCCUUGGCCUGAGUCUUGGUGGUGGCGGUGCAAAUUCUAAGACUAAGCCUUCGCCGGCGGCAGUGGAGGCUGCGAUGGCGGGUCAUUGGGGUCAAUAUGCUAGAAUCUUGACGGCUAAAGAUUUUCGCUCUGUGGUUUCUCCUAAAGAAUGUUCAUCUUCUUCAUCUUCAUCUUCUUCUAUGACAAAAACUAAUAAUAAUCCUUCCUGUGGGGUCAAAAGAACUGCUGAACCUUCUUCGCCACCUGGCCGGUCUGGCGCAAGCCAGGUUGUUGGAUGGCCUCCUUUAAGAAAUUACAGAAUACAAAGCUUGGUAAACAAUGCAAAAUCACCAAAGACUGAAGAAAUUACCCCGGCCAUUGAUAAAUGUAAAAACAAGACUACUAUUGUGGACAAGACAAAUUGUGGCAGCAACUUGAACAGAAAUGUUGCUAAGGAAAAAGGGCUUCUCAAAACUUCCUUGUUCGUGAAGGUGAACAUGGACAGGAUCCCAAUUGGAAGAAAAGUAGAUCUGAGUGCCCAUAGCUGCUACGAGACUUUAUCUCAAACAUUGGAUGACAUGUUUAAACUAAGUGCAGUAGUUGGUGCAAGACGUUCAAAUGCAGAGGAGCAAGUUAUAAAGACAAGACGUUCAAGAUUACUGAAUGGUUCGUCUGAGUUUGUGCUCACCUAUGAAGACAAAGAAGGAGACUGGAUGCUCGUUGGAGAUGUUCCUUGGGAGAUGUUUCUUAUCUCGGUGAAGAGGCUUAGAAUCAUGAGGACAGUUGAGGCUAAUGGAUUUGCCCCAAGAUCUAAUGAAAGGAACCGGAUACAGUCGAUGGCACCAAUAUAAAUUAUGUUCCAAAUCUUGUCAAGCAGAACGAAGAACAGAAAGAUAAAUGGAGAUACUGUGUGGUUGAAGAAUUUUGUUGAGGCAACUAUCGGUUUUGGUCGUCUUUGCUUGUAUGAUUUUGGUCACUUCUUUUUCGUGCUAUACACUUUCCACACAUCAUAUACACGCCACUCUCUGGGGAAGUCUUUUGGUAUACAAAACACAAGUGCUAGUUUUUCGUGUCAUAUGGAUACACAGUCUGCACUGGAAGUCAUUGUAACUAUGGGAGUUUCUGCUGGUUUUGUUCUGAUUUCUCCGCACCCACAAACUGUUGAUCUUAUCUUUGUUAAUGAAAGAAUACAUGUGCAUGGUUUUUGUACA
Molecule: messenger RNA, 1329 nt
Organism: Olea europaea var. sylvestris
Lineage: Eukaryota; Viridiplantae; Streptophyta; Magnoliopsida; Lamiales; Oleaceae
Product: auxin-responsive protein IAA13-like
Exons: 5
Biological process (GO): regulation of DNA-templated transcription
Cellular component (GO): nucleus
Molecular function (GO): protein binding
Source: RefSeq, a predicted model, not a curated record